AUGCCGGACAAGCGAAAAGCAGCGAUGGCAGCCCCCUCGUCCAAACGGGCUCGCAUAUCAUAUGAUGAUGAAGGUGGCGAAAAGUCUUCUGUGACCCCUUACGAGAAACCUUACAGCCAUCCAAUCUACGGCCAGAAAAACGCGUUCCCAGGUCUAGACAAUGUCAGCGAAGAGCUUUGCUACGACGAUGCAGAAGAUGAUGGGCUAGGAUAUCUACGCAUGGUCCGAUCCGAGGCGAGCGCGCUACCUUCAGUCUUUGUCGCAAAGACCCCAAAGACAGAUGAUACACAGCCGAUCAGAAACUCGAUUGCACCCGACACCAAACCAUCCUCAGCCUCUUUUCCUCAUGGAUUCUUCGAUCGCGAGCAUGCUUAUGUAGCUCCGCCCGAGAACAAAACCACGCCCUCAACCCCUCCAAGCACAUAUCCUGAAGCUCAAGCUUGCUACUACAACCUUCUCCGACAUCGUUUUCUGCUUCUUCGAUCUACUCUGAAGUGUUCGCCCCCAGCUAGCGUAAUCGCCGGCCUCGAUGACAAUCACCCAAUUACCCUUCCCCGCGGCGUCGAAGCCGCACGCAAGGAAUGGAGACGGCUAGUCAUGGCUGUGGAGCCGCAGAUGGCUCAGCUGGCCUGUAUGGACCAGACAAGUGUACUCGGGGUAUUGCAAGUGAUGGCACGACUGAUAUCUGAAAUCUUGCGGGGUGGGGACGCCGAGAAGAUUCGACGCAUCGGUGCCUGGGCCUGGGGCUUGCUGGGCAAGUGUCGAGAGAUUGGAGAAUUGUCCACGGAAGAGGUAGGAGACAUCCGCGAUAUUGGGAAACGGGCAGCGAAGAUCUUAGAGAAAAUCCGAGAGGCGGAGGAGAAUCCACAUAUGGAAGGCGAGGAAAUGCCAGAUUCGGAUUCUGGAGAAGACAUACAGCCAGAACUUUUGGUUCCAGAGAAAGAACCAGAGGACAAAACGCAGCCGGAGCCCGUAAACGACGCCGAUGUGGAUAUGUCUGAUGCAAUUGACACCGAGCUGGAGGCAGCCAAGGCACGGUUACAGGCCAAGGUACAAGGAAGUGCGGAGGAUGAGCCCGCCAGUGCAGACCAAGAUUGCGUGGCUAAACAGACUCGCGCCCUGCUCGACAUGAUCAUCACAGUGACUGGCGAGUUCUUUGGCCAACGGGACCUGUUAGACUCACGAGAGGUCUGGGGUUCAUCUGUAUGA
Molecule: messenger RNA, 1209 nt
Organism: Penicillium pulvis
Lineage: Eukaryota; Fungi; Ascomycota; Eurotiomycetes; Eurotiales; Aspergillaceae
Product: SIP1 domain-containing protein
Exons: 2
Coding region: 1-1209 (402 amino acids)
Biological process (GO): spliceosomal snRNP assembly
Cellular component (GO): nucleus; SMN complex
Source: RefSeq, a predicted model, not a curated record